AUGAUGGUCACCAGGUUAAUGGCCAGCAUCCUGCUCUACCUGCCAGUGUGCCACCAGCACCCACGGCUGCACGCCCUGUCCAGCAAGGCUGCACCCUGCUGCUGCGGGCAAACCCAGGUGGGUGCAGGAGGGGGAGGCUGGGACGCGCCGGGGCCUGGGGCCGGCAGCCUGCUGCCCUAUGUGCGGUGCAAGCUGGCGCGGGGCGAGCUCCACGUCUACCACCUCUGCACCUUCCAGCGGGCCAGCCUGCGGGGGGUCCUGCGCCGCACCCUGCGCUUCCUCUGCGCCCACCCCGGUGAGGCCGUGCUCAUGCGCAUCAAGGAAGAGUUGCCCAUUUUCCGCCAGCCUGACUUCGCCGCCCGGCUGCACCGCUGCUUGCUGGAGGAAGGACAGGGCCGCGUGUGGUGCUGGGAGGAGGUGCCAACGCUGGGCCAGGUGCGGGGGAAGAUCGUGGUGCUGGAGGCACUGGCGCGGGAGGUGCUGGGCAUCCCCUAUGAGCAGCUGAGCAUCAGCGACGCCUGGAACGUGCUCUCACUGGAGCGCAAGUGGGCCCGGGCCCGGCGGCACCUGGAAAGGGCGGCCAUCGGGGACCCUGCCACCAUGCACCUCACCUUCUGCUCUGGCAACGGGCUCUUCACCUGCCCCGAGGAGGUGGCCCGCUUCGUGAACCCCCGCUGCUACCAGCACCUGCGGCGCCGGAGGGGGCAGCCUGUGCGUUGGGGGGUGGUCAUCAUGGACUUCCCCGGGGCAGGGCUCCUCCGGCUCAUCGUAGAGAGCAAUGCCCCGUGGGCCUGCGGACACAUCACAGCAGCCCCCGGCACCCCCACAGUACCCUCACGGCACCCCCGCAGCAGAAGGGACAGACCGCAGCCAGCACAGCUCUGCUCACUGCCCGCGACGGUGUCCAUCGGGACGGACGCUGCACCCAGCACCACGCCUCUGCCGAAGGACGUCGGCGCCCACAGAGCAAAAGCAGGUCUCUAA
Molecule: messenger RNA, 984 nt
Organism: Egretta garzetta (little egret)
Lineage: Eukaryota; Metazoa; Chordata; Aves; Pelecaniformes; Ardeidae
Biological process (GO): lipid metabolic process
Molecular function (GO): phosphoric diester hydrolase activity
Source: RefSeq, a predicted model, not a curated record